CUGAUUCUCACGACGGCGUGCGCACAGAGUUUGGUGCUGGGCCGGGAUUGUGGUUUUUGCUGAAGGUUAGCCUAUCUUCCACCUGGGUGACUAGUGUGGCGCGACGUGCGUUUGAAGCUUGAGCGUGUGUGUUUUCCGAGUGUAGCAAGCCAGUGGGUGCAGUUUUUGAGGACGACCUACCGACCGGUUCGAGCGAUCAUUGCUUUUCAUUUGCUCCCUCCAGUUCAGGCCAAAGCAGUGUUCCGCAAUUUCAACAUUCCCGUCAUCCUGUCUGCGAUGGAGCUGUUCGCCCGGUCGUGCGUGUGCGACUUAGGCAGUGUCGUCGACUUGUACAUAGAUUCCCGGAACUUCAUCGCAGUGGUGCCUUCCCCUGCCGCCGGUUAUACGCCGUACAGGCCGGUUGUGGUCGGGUACUGUCAGGAUUGGAAAAAUUGCGGCUGGUCGGCAUACUUCGGGCGCUUCCUGCGGGGCACCGUGCCGGACGCAUCGCUGUUGCGUGCGUACCUCCACGAACAGCGCCCGUUUUUGCCGCGCGAGGUGCCCAAACUCUCCGCCGACUACGUGCAGAUCGACAGUGCGUACCGGACGGCCCGGCUCGCUACGACCGACGGCAAGCAGGUCGUGGUGAAGGGGGUGCUCGUCGUCAACUUGCAGUGGCUGCGGGACGGCCUUCCGAUCGCGGCCCUGUCGGCGGAGCGCAUCUUGUGCAACGUGUACGAGCUAGCGAAUAUGGCCUGGCCCCAACUUCCGGGCGAAAACCUCUACGUGCGGUGCAUGCUCAUACCGCAGGGCAUCGCGGUGUGGCCUAUGACGGACGAGGAAUAAGCCAUUUUUGAUCCGCAUGAGGUGGAUCCAUAACCGGUUGGCUGAUAGGUCCCCGGUCUAACGAAGAAAAACACAUUUUUUUUGUCAAAAUUCGUUUUUAUUAUUCAACAUAGUUCCCUUCAAGAGCGAUACAACGAUUAUAACGACCUUCCAAUUUUUAUCGUUUCCAUAAAGGAUAACCGAGCGAAUCAAUGUGCGAUAUAUCUCACAUUUCGCGCGGGCUCGAAGCCUUUUGGAUGUCAGCAAUUUCUCCGUAAUUCUCCUGCACAAUGCGUCUCCGGAUUUCGCUGCUUAUGUCGUUGUCCGAAAUAACGACCGUCUGGAGAUAGCAGAACUCCUUUACUACCUCGAAAUUGUCGCUGUCAACUAAUAUACUCCUUCCCAGAUGGUCUGAGUAUCCUGCAAGCAGGUACUUCGUCUUCGUCGCAUUGAUUCUCAAUCCAAUUCUUGCUGCUUCGCGUUGAGGAUCGUGCCAGGGAUGUCGUUCUCUAGCCCCGCGCUUCGAAGGGCGAUGUUGAAGAGCAGACAGGAGAGUUCGUCACAUUCCUUCAGACCGCUGUGAGAUUCGAAUUCCGACAUCAAGUUCGACACUCUCACCUAGUACUGCACCGCGCUCGUAGUGGCCUCUAACAGCCGGAUCAUCUUCCCAGGAAAGUGAUACCGCCUUGGCUGAUUCCUGCGUUGCACAUGGUUCGUUGACCUGCGGAAUCAGUAAAUGGAUCGGAACAGGAACUGUAUCGGUUCCAGGACCGUUACAGGUUCAUGUUUCGUUCCGGAUCCGUAAAAGGAUUCGAUUAGUUACAAGCGAGAAUUAAAUUGUGUUUUAACGUCGGGUAUGACUUCGUUAACGUUUUCAGUAUCAGUUACUGGUCCGGUAUAGGUUCGUAAUCAGUUCCAGGUUAGGUAUGGGUUCGAGAUCAGUUCCACGACCGAUGUGAGCUCAGUAUCAGUUCCAGGACCACUGGGGAUUCAUUAUCAAUUCCAGGACCGAUAUGAGUUAAGUAUCAGUUCCAGGUCCGGUAUGGGUUCGAGAUCAGUUCCAGGUCAGGUAUGGGUUGGAGAUCAGCUCCACGACCGAUGUGAGUUCAGCAUCAGUUCCAGGUCCGGUAUGGGUUCGUGAUCAGUUCCAGGAUCGAUGUGGAUUCAGUAUCAGUUCCAGGAUCGGUGUGAGUUCAGUAUCAGUUCCAGGUCCGGUAUGGGUUCGUGAUCAGUUCCAGGAUCGAUGUGAAUUCAGUAUCAGUUCCAGGAUCGGUGUGAGUUCAGUAUCAAUUCCAGGUCCGGUAUGGGUUCGUGAUCAGUUCCAGGAUCGAUAUGGAUUCAGUAUCAGUUCCAGGAUCGGUGUGAGUUCAGUAUCAAUUCCAGGUCCGGUAUGGGGUCGUGAUCAGUUCCAGGAUCGAUAUGGAUUCAGUAUCAGUUCCAGGAUCGGUGUGAGUUCAGUAUCAAUUCCAGGUCCGGUAUGGGUUCAUGAUCAGUUCCAGGAUCGAUGUGAAUUCAGUAUCAGUUCCAGGACCGAUGUUAGUUGAGUAUCAGUUCCAGGACCGGUAUGGGUUCGAGAUCAGUUCCAGGUCAGGUAUGGGUUGGAGAUCAGCUCCACGACCGAUGUGAGUUCAGCAUCAGUUCCAGGUCCGGUAUGGGUUCGUGAUCAGUUCCAGGAUCGAUGUGGAUUCAGUAUCAGUUCCAGGAUCGGUGUGAGUUCAGUAUCAGUUCCAGGUCCGGUAUGGGUUCGUGAUCAGUUCCAGGAUCGAUGUGAAUUCAGUAUCAGUUCCAGGAUCGGUGUGAGUUCAGUAUCAAUUCCAGGUCCGGUAUGGGUUCGUGAUCAGUUCCAGGAUCGAUAUGGAUUCAGUAUCAGUUCCAGGAUCGGUGUGAGUUCAGUAUCAAUUCCAGGUCCGGUAUGGGGUCGUGAUCAGUUCCAGGAUCGAUAUGGAUUCAGUAUCAGUUCCAGGAUCGGUGUGAGUUCAGUAUCAAUUCCAGGUCCGGUAUGGGUUCAUGAUCAGUUCCAGGAUCGAUGUGAAUUCAGUAUCAGUUCCAGGACCGAUGUUAGUUGAGUAUCAGUUCCAGGACCGGUAUGGGUUCGAGAUCAGUUCCAGGUCAGGUAUGGGUUGGAGAUCAGCUCCACGACCGAUGUGAGUUCAGCAUCAGUUCCAGGUCCGGUAUGGGUUCGUGAUCAGUUCCAGGAUCGAUGUGGAUUCAGUAUCAGUUCCAGGAUCGGUGUGAGUUCAGUAUCAGUUCCAGGUCCGGUAUGGGUUCGUGAUCAGUUCCAGGAUCGAUGUGGAUUCAGUAUCAGUUCCAGGAUCGGUGUGAGUUCGGUAUCAAUUCCAGGUCCGGUAUGGGUUCAUGAUCAGUUCCAGGAUCGAUGUGAAUUCAGUAUCAGUUCCAGGAUCGGUGUGAGUUCAGUAUCAAUUCCAGGUCCGGUAUGGGUUCGUGAUCAGUUCCAGGAUCGAUAUGGAUUCAGUAUCAGUUCCAGGAUCGGUGUGAGUUCAGUAUCAAUUCCAGAUCCGGUAUGGGGUCGUGAUCAGUUCCAGGAU
Messenger RNA from Anopheles merus, 3350 nucleotides. RefSeq lists its product as uncharacterized. The record is from RefSeq and is a predicted model, not a curated record. The transcript has 3 exons. Lineage: Eukaryota; Metazoa; Arthropoda; Insecta; Diptera; Culicidae. Bases 277 to 825 code for a protein of 182 amino acids.